AUGUUUUUCUGUGUAAUUUUAUUAUUGAUAAAAACCUUAAUCCUAAAAUCCUAAAGUGAGAAUCAUCACUCUUAUCAAAUGCUCAAUAUAGGCGUUGAAAUCAGCUGUUCCUACAAAACUAUGGCCCUUGCCCCUGUCUACAACUCACCAUGUUUCCGGUUAGCAUUCAACUUGAAACAAUUCAAAACACCGGAAGUGCUUCUCUUCUUCUGCUCCUCCUCCACAUCAAGGUCAUCUAACAAUCGUGGAAAUGGUGAUAAAAAUGGAACAUCUGAUAUUCCUGAUCCUCCCACCAACUGCUGUAUGUCGGGCUGUGCCAAUUGCGUCUAUUUAGAGUAUGCCGAGCAGUUGACGAAAAUUUUCAAAGAUUCUGGCGAAAAAUCCCGUGAAAUGAUAUUGUCGAAAAUCAGUGAUCCGAAUAUGCGAGCUUUUUUGCGCACUGAGUUGUCCAUUAAGGCUAAGCAUAAAGGCAAGCAUGAUAAGUGA
Messenger RNA from Nilaparvata lugens (brown planthopper), 486 nucleotides. RefSeq lists its product as uncharacterized. The transcript is spliced from 3 exons. The record is from RefSeq and is a predicted model, not a curated record. Gene Ontology annotation, cellular component: mitochondrion. NCBI's taxonomy places the organism in Eukaryota, Metazoa, Arthropoda, Insecta, Hemiptera, Delphacidae.